GGAGUGGAAGGACUCGCGUGUCCUGCACAGAUUCAGGGGGACCUCAACCCCACUGAACACCAUUGGGAUGAACUGGAACACUAACUGCACCCCAGACCUCCUCACCUAACCUGAUCCCACUAAUAUUGUUGUGGAUGAGUUUUUGUUCAAAGCCUUCCCAGAAGAGUGGAACGGGUUGUCCAGAAAGCAUAUAUGGCUGUGAUAGUCAGGUGUCCACAUACUUUUGGUCAUAUAGUGUAUUUCUGACUUCAGACAGCUGAGCUCACAUGAACGCUCUAAUUUGGGAAGUAGUUGUUGUGAACUGUUGUAUCUUAAGGUAAAAAAGGUAAAACUGGUGUAUGUAAGUCAACUAAUGAGUAGGUCUGUAAUCUCAUUUUGACCUUCAUGACCCAGGCUAGUGGUGAUUUUGUUUUGUUUUGUUUUGUUUUGUUUUUUUUCCUCAGAACUGCGACCCAAUUUUCACAGACAGUACAUGAAUGAUGUACACUGAAUGAUGUUUAUGAUGUUUAUCAUCCAAGAAACCAAAUUCAGAUGAUGGAAAUGCUAACACACGAGCAGCACGAGUGAGUGUCCUUGUUUUAGUGUGUAGCCGACCAUGAUGUGGGUUUAAAUUGCAGGUUAGACGAAAUAUUAACACGAAAAUAUCUUCCUCUAAAGUCACAGAGAGUCUAUUUAAAGCACGGGUCAGAUGUCUUCCUGGUAUACACACACUAGACUAGCGUAAAGACUUGAGCAGAACAACAUGGGCGUGUUAGCAUAUUAAAACUGCUGAUAGGGAAAGGAAACCGAAAGCAAAGAAAAAUCUUCUCCUCAACACUGGUCUAUGUUUACUGCCUUUCACAAUUUCGUUUCUGUUCUGUGUAUUUCAGUGUUUACAGCGAGACAGACUGGCUUCUCCAUGUCCAAAUUCUCCAGUUCACAUACCAGCAACACCAAGCUGCCACUGCUGGGCCCUUGAGCAAGGCCCUUAACCCUCAAUUGCUCAGUUGUAUAAAAAAAAGAGAUAAUCUGUCAAGCCUUGGUGAGACAGAAUUGGACACAUUUCAGGAAGACGACUAUACAGCAGUUCCUUAACAAAUGAAUGCUUCAGGAAAACAUUACGAGUGGCAGCUGUAUAAUGGGCAGCAAUGGUCCCCGAUAGCAAACGAUCAUAUAAUCGAGUGUAACUACUGCCAGCCAGGAGCAAGAGGGAUCACCAUUGAUACACUGAUCACCGUUAAUACUCACAUGGGGUCUCUUUACAUCGACUUUGAUGCCAUGACAUUAAGGGGCCCUUCUGCUGACCUCGCUGUACGGCGACUAUCGUCACUGUCUUACAACCAGAUAGAAGAUGUGGGCUGGUAUUACAAAGACAACAGUUACUGGUGUGAAUAUGGGGUACAGGGAUCGAGUUACGGCACGUCGGCGAUAAGCAGUCGGGACUUAGAGCAGCAGUAUAACUCCAACCCUACAGGUUCCUUCCAGUUUAAAGCAGGAAAAUAUUCCUACGUUGUGAACUUCUCUGACAUGAUGCAAAUGAACCUGUCCACUCAUAAACAGAGGAAAGUGAGGAGGAGGCCAAAGUUUACCUCUGUAAAUAACAGUCUGAACACUUUUGAACCGUCUACAUCCACCAUGAUUCCAUUUCCAUCAGCUACACCUUCUGUGAAUCCAUCCACUGCGGUUACCUGGCAGUUUAUGGGUGAUGAAGGCAUCUGGACAGAGUAUCAGAAACCACAUUCCUCUCUGAACAGUAUGGAUAUAGAGAGACAGUAUCAGAGUAAUCCUCAGAGCCAGCUUGUUUUCAACGCUGGGUACUACAGUUACACUCUCUUUUUUAAUGGAAGGUACCAGAUCAACAACACUUUUAAGACAAAAAGAGCUAUCCGGAGAAUCUCUGCAAAUGAGAACAGUAGCAGUACUCUGUGCCAAGCUCGCUGGCAGUUUAAAGACAUGAAGGGCUGCUGGGCAGACUUUAUUAAAGGCGAAGGGCGUGGAGAAUGUACCGUCUCUAGUCAAGACAUUGAAAUGCAGUACCAGCAGAACAGAGCAGGAGUUAUAAGUUACAGCACAGGGCAGUUCAACUACCACCUCAACUUCUCAGAAAUGAUCCAAACAAACUUGUCCACUGGUACGAGGAGGCCGGUCCGUCGUGUCUAGCGUUUCUCAGGAUGUUUAUUAAUUUAAAAAAAAAAAAACUUUAGUAAUCAUCUGUUCCAUCCCAACUGUUGUUCUGUAUAUCUGAAGUCCUGGCAAUUUUACUGCCUGAAAAAAAACCUCAUCAGUUUAUAACCAAGUUUAAAUGAUUUGCUAGAGUAGGAAAAUGAUCAAGCUGUGCAUUAAAUAGGACCAGAACUGUGCAUUUCUGAACUAAAGAUAGAAGAUGGGUAUCCCUGUGCGGGUGUAGGACUGUGUUUUCGUUUAAUUUAUUGGUGAUUUAGUCUUCCCAGACAUCCAGUCCCCUAUUACCACUAAGUAGACUUCCUUUCUUACUUCCUUUCUUUUCUUUAUCCCGUGGUUGCAGGUAAGAGGGUAAUUUGUGUACGUUUAUUUGGCAGUGGUUAUUAGCCAAGAUCACUGCCA
Ictalurus furcatus (blue catfish) is the source of this 2562-nucleotide messenger RNA. RefSeq lists its product as uncharacterized. The record is from RefSeq and is a predicted model, not a curated record. NCBI's taxonomy places the organism in Eukaryota, Metazoa, Chordata, Actinopteri, Siluriformes, Ictaluridae. The transcript is spliced from 15 exons. Gene Ontology annotation, molecular function: zinc ion binding. Bases 1078 to 2139 code for a protein of 353 amino acids.